GGAAAAUUAGAGAAAAAAUGGCAUUUAUUUUGGUCCAGUUACUAUGAAAAAUUAAUGUGGAGAACAUCAGGUGUGAGAAAAAAAUGGCUUGGCAGCUAAUGAUCACUAAAGAGGCUACAAGUUAUUAAGAGAGCAAAAUGUAAAUUUAAAAAGAAAAUAUACUGUAUGACCGUCAGAACAGAAUGGUGAAAGGAGAGCAUUGCUCGAAAAUGGAGAAACAGGUCGCUCAAGAGUUGUGUAGUCAUUUUUAGAAAACCUGGACUGAGAGACUGACAUAUUGUAAAAUAACCAUAUUGAGUAAAGAAUGAAGAGAAGGUGACUGCCCUUUCUUAAAUACACACAAAAUGAAAGCAUAGGGUUGCUGAAAUAGUAGAUGGAGCAGAGGAAGAAUGCUAACAAAAGAUUAUGAAAUAGAGAAUGCCCCACUCGCCCCAAAUUGUGCAUCAAUCAUGUUCACUACACAAUACUGGAAGAAUAUGGUAGAUGGUCCAGACGUAUCAAUCUAACCAGUUCCUCUACGAGAAACUUCAUGUUCAUAUGAAGCCCCCUCCUACACUAUAAUUCCAUGCCCGUGCUUUUCAGCCAAGGAGAUUUUUGAGUCCAUUUUUAGAAGCAAGUGAUCAGACAAACUGGGUUAUGUCAGAAGGUACUUGAGCAGCAGUAUAACCAGUGGUGGGAUUCAAGUAAUUUAACAACCGGUUCUCUGCCCUAAUGAUUUCUUCCAACAACCAGUUUGCCAAACUAAUCAGAAAGUUAACAACCGGUUCUCCCGAAGUGGUGCGAACUGGCUGAAUCCCACCACUGCAUAUAACUAUAUCCAAAAUCUGGUUGUUCAACUUCCUGGGGAAAAAUGGACUUAAUGUGAGAUUGGAAUUUGCCACUUCUCUGAAUGAGCCUUAGAGACGGGGAACCUGACUUCAAGCCAUGAUUUAAACACUGAUUCCUUUUCUAUAAAAUGGACAUAAUAUCCUGAGUUAUGUUCAUGGAUAAAUACAUAAGCAGCCUCCCUGCCAGCUUCCUUCUGCUCCCAGAAAUAUUUGAGUCUGAUUUAAUAUCUGUCCUGGUUUUAUCAUUUGCAGAAGGAAGUUCUAAGACAAGACAAUGGAUUACUCCAGUCAGGAUUCUGCCCCACAAUACAUAGAGUCCUCUCAUUUGCAAGGAAAUGAUGAUUCAGACCUUUUCUUUACAAGUCCUGAGGGAGUUGAUUGCAAUGCUGUGCCCACAUAUUUCUCUCGUAUGCCUGAAUCCUACAGACACUCUCCAGUGCGGCAAUUAUACCCUCUUCUCAAUGGUUUGCAAUGGGGGGACAGCCAUUCCUACAGCACAGCAGCCUGGGUCUCCAGUGCUUCUGGGAAAACCCACACGGGACUUCCUAUCUACACCACUGCCACAUCCUCCUACCACACCCUGCAUUCACCACCCUCUCCCAAGGACCUUUCCCCCGACGGCAAGAGCAGCCCCAGAUAUUUGGAGAUGUUGAAGACAGAACGGAUCAGCCCCACUCAUGCUGAACUGAUGCCCCUCGGGACCUCGACUGGCACAGCCCUAAGUCCUUACACUAUGGGACAGGAGUAUGGAUAUUUCCCGAUGCCUGGAAGCCCCCUGACAGCUGGAUAUUCCCCCAAACUCCGAGGGACAAUGCAGCUCUCCCCCAGCGAGGCACGUGAGUGUGUGAACUGUGGAGCCACAGCCACCCCACUGUGGAGAAGAGAUGGCACUGGCCACUAUCUUUGCAAUGCCUGUGGGCUCUACCACAAGAUGAAUGGACAGAAUCGGCCCCUGAUUCGGCCCAAGAAACGCCUGAUUGUCAGCAAGCGAGCUGGAACCCAGUGUAGUAAUUGCCAAACUACGACCACAACUCUUUGGCGCCGCAACAUGAAUGGAGAACCCGUAUGCAAUGCCUGUGGCCUCUAUUACAAACUGCACAAUGUGAAUCGCCCCUUGGCAAUGCGCAAGGAUGGGAUCCAAACACGGAACCGCAAGGUCUCUUCUGCCAAAUCCAAAAAGCGCAAAGGAAAUCCUGGGGAAACCACAAUCCCCGCAAACACACCCUUGGAGAUGAUGCCCUCUUCCUUGAUGGGGGAAGAAGCUGCUGCCCUCUAUCCUCUCAGCCCCAUGAUGCUACCAGGACAUUUGCUCCCCUUUGGAGCCAAUCCUCACUUUCUAGGAUCUCCAGCAAGUUUUCCUCCACAGGCUUCCCCCGUCCCACAUGGUUCUCCAGGUGUGGUCUCCGCUCUGGUGUAAACAGCCUUGUAGCCUGUGCACGCACACACACACUUUUAUGUACAGAGACUUUGGAAACACAAGCAGGGAGAAGAGUCUCCUAAACAAGGAUAGCCUUUUGGCAUAGCUCUAUUAACAGUUUGGGCCCUUGAAAAUGGUCCCUGGGGGUGAGAACUGAGAUUCCCCCAGGUUAUCAAAGCAGACAGAAAGUACAGUAACAGUGGGGUAAUUCAUAUAAAUAGUAGAAGAGAUGGUGAUAAAGGGGCAAAACCAUGAGGGAAAAAAAUUAGGCUCAAAUUCUGGUUCCCAGGAUCAAUAUUUUUAUGUGUGAAAGUUGAACUGUUCGUUAGUUUCUUAAUCCAGAAAGUCCUCAAAGUUUUGCCAUUAUACCCCUUCAUCAACUGUUCAUGCCAAUUCGAAUGCAGACUGAAGUAAGGCAAUAAUGCUCUAAUAAUCCAACUUGCUACCCACCCCCCAAUCUGUAAAUAACCAGCUCCAUGACUAUUUUCUUUCCUAUCCACUCCAAGAUACGCAUUGUAACCCAGAUGAGUAUUUCUGACCCCAGAAACAAUCUGUACCUGCUUCUCCUUACAACUAAGUAUUUCUUCACACGUGACAUUUGUGAAAGCACUGUGGAUGUGAGUGGAUGUUUCACCCUGACUACAUGGCUAUAGAUGUAUCCCAAGAAUUUCUCCACCAUCAGCUCCACUAUUGUCCACUGUUGGCUCAUUGAAUUGGUCCAUCAUCAGCAGGAAGCACAAUUUUGAACACCACCAUUGACUUCAUAUUUGGAAGUCUGACAGAUACAGAUCUCCAAUCUGUUGCUUGUAAAAAUUAGGGACUUACUGACUCCAGUUGCCACCUGAUGGAGAACUGAUCCUGCCUUUUUCAUUUAGCCAUUCACUUUGGUUCUAUUUUAACUUCACUCUAUAUGAUCAAGCCUGUGUUACUUUCCAUAUGUGACAAAUCUUGGACAUUGUAGAAAGACCAUUUUGAAGGAACGUCCUCCCAAAGGUUAAAGCCUAUUUGUCCUCACAAUUUUCAUUCCAAGGACUCGCUUCUCAAAUGCACAUUUUGUGCAUCAGCGGUGUAUUUUGUCCCAUCUUUAUUUGAAAUAGGGCUCCACUUUAAAACUGCUUAUCCCAGCAAUAGUUCUGAACCAAGAAAUGGACUGGUGAUCUUUUUGUGGCCCUUUUUAAAAGGUCAGUGAUACGUUUUGAAUCUAUGAAGGAGGAAACAUUUCUUAACCGUUUAAACAUAACUAAUCUGAAUAAUAGCUCUUUCUUUUUAGCCCAUUUCCUACCAAUGAGAAAAAUAUAUGCUUUCUUUGUGAAUAGAAAAUUCACUUAGAUAAACUAGACCAAAGUUUACUCACAAUUAUUUGCAAGAAUCUUAACUCCCAACAGUUAGCUGGCAAUUUUGUGAUCCCCUCAAAUUUUCCCAUAGAUUCAUUUCAUUUCAUUUCUUUCUUUCUUUCUUUCUUUCUCUUUCUUUCUUUCUUUCUUUCUUUCUUUUUCUUUCUGUUUCCUUCCUCCCCCCUCCUUCCCUCUUUCUUUCUUUCUUUCUUUCUUUCUUUCUUUCUUUCUUUCUUUCUUUCUUUCUUUCUUUCUUUUCUAUGUCUUCUCCCUCAUCCUUUUAUUUUCAUGCCAGCCAAUUCAUAAACACAUCUGUCCAAUAUCACUAUAUUCUUCCCUUGAAUGAGUUAUUUUACUGUACUCUCACCUCUGAAACACUGCAGUAGAGGAAAAGAGAGGACAUAUUGUGUUCUGGCUAGGAUAUUUACAGGAUUUGCCUCUUAUUUUUUACUCCAAUCUCUUUGCCAGAUUUACAUAUUUGCUGGGUUUAUAUAUUUCUAUGGACUUUCCCUUCUAUAUUAACAACAGAGGGACAAGGUUGAAAUGCAUUUUCUUCAGAGGCGACUUCAACACGAUAUGAAGAAAGUUCCCCCAAAGAAUGACCGUUUUCGCUUAAGUGUCUUUGAAAAUUAUUUGUACCAUUAAAUGUAUGUUUUAAAUAAAAUCUCAUGGAGAAAUGGGAA
Messenger RNA from Ahaetulla prasina, 4261 nucleotides. It is a transcript of the gene GATA1, whose product is annotated as GATA binding protein 1. Gene Ontology annotation, biological process: negative regulation of transcription by RNA polymerase II; positive regulation of transcription by RNA polymerase II; cell fate commitment. The coding region runs from base 1102 to 2244 and encodes 380 amino acids. The record is from RefSeq and is a predicted model, not a curated record. The transcript has 7 exons. Gene Ontology annotation, cellular component: nucleus. Gene Ontology annotation, molecular function: RNA polymerase II cis-regulatory region sequence-specific DNA binding; DNA-binding transcription factor activity, RNA polymerase II-specific; zinc ion binding. NCBI's taxonomy places the organism in Eukaryota, Metazoa, Chordata, Lepidosauria, Squamata, Colubridae.